Molecule: messenger RNA, 4919 nt
Organism: Pararge aegeria (speckled wood butterfly)
Lineage: Eukaryota; Metazoa; Arthropoda; Insecta; Lepidoptera; Nymphalidae
Gene: Sik2
Product: serine/threonine-protein kinase SIK2
Exons: 9
Coding region: 495-4118 (1207 amino acids)
Biological process (GO): protein phosphorylation; microtubule cytoskeleton organization; intracellular signal transduction
Cellular component (GO): cytoplasm
Molecular function (GO): protein serine/threonine kinase activity; tau-protein kinase activity; ATP binding
Source: RefSeq, a predicted model, not a curated record
AAGCCCGAGUUCAGUAUCCGGUUGACAGCCGGUGAGGCGGCGGCGUCAUGUUUCUGUAGCUUACGCUACGCGCGCCGCCUCUGCGCGAUUUUCUAUCAAUUGUAAAUAUAUUUUGUACACAAAUAUCUUACGUGCAGUAAAGCCUUAACAACCAUUGUGCAAGUGACUGUAAUCCGUAUAUUAUGAACGUUUUAAUUAACCUCGUACAUACAUAUACCGUAAAUAAUUAAGUACAUCGAAUUGUUGCAAUACCUUUGAUACAAUUUUGAUUGAGCACUAAAUGACUAUACAAUAUAACGUCGGUUUUAUUAGACAAAUAUUGUAGUGUAGUAAAUUUUGUUAUAUUAUUAUGUUUACGGUUAGUAAAUUUUUUGUGUUAACGGCAUGUAAAGUUAAAGUGUUACGACUGACUAGUUUUGAAUGAAUUAUAAAUAGUAUCACGUACCUAUAACUAGGAAAUAAAGUUGGUGAGGUGAAAUUGAUCGUCAAGUUUAAUGAUAUCCAAAUCAACAAUGGCGGAUCGUGAUCGUCCUGCGAAAACCCCCAUCAGGGUGGGCUUUUAUGACAUUGAAAGGACCAUAGGCAAAGGGAAUUUUGCCGUCGUAAAAUUAGCGCGACAUCGAAUAACGAAGACUGAGGUAGCAAUUAAGAUAAUAGAUAAAUCACAAUUAGACGCCAGCAAUCUUCAAAAAGUCUACAGAGAAGUGGAUAUCAUGAAGAGGCUGGAUCAUCCUCAUAUUAUUAAGCUUUAUCAGGUCAUGGAGACGAAAAACAUGAUUUACAUUGUAUCAGAAUACGCUAGUAAAGGAGAGAUUUUUGAUUAUAUCGCUAGGUACGGCCGGAUGGCAGAGCAGGCGGCUCGGCGAAAGUUCUGGCAAAUCCUAUCCGCUGUUGAAUAUUGCCAUGAAAGGCGGAUUGUACACAGAGAUCUUAAGGCGGAGAACUUGUUACUGGACGCGAAUAUGAAUAUCAAGAUCGCGGAUUUCGGCUUCAGCAACUACUACGCGACCGGGGAGUUGCUCGCGACAUGGUGUGGGUCGCCACCCUACGCCGCUCCCGAGGUCUUCGAAGGGAAGCGGUACACCGGCCCUGAAAUUGACAUAUGGAGCCUGGGGGUUGUCUUGUACGUGCUAGUUUGCGGUGCCUUACCUUUCGACGGCUCCACCCUGCAGUCGCUGAGGGACAGAGUACUGUCGGGCAGGUUUCGGAUACCCUAUUUUAUGAGUGAAGACUGCGAGUCUCUAAUCCGCAAGAUGCUAGUCCUUGAACCAAUGAAGCGGUACACUAUCGACCAAAUCAAGAAGCAUCGGUGGAUGUCCGUGGAGCCCUACACAGUGCCGGCAAUUCCCGCCGACCCUAUGAGGAGUCCUGCCCAUGUCACACAUCACACCCAGGAGCCUAAUGAGCAGGUGCUUCGGUUAAUGCAGAGCUUGGGAAUCGAUCCAGUCAAGACCAAAGAAAGUCUUCGCUCGAACAGUUACGACCAUCACGCGGCGAUCUACCUCCUGCUGCUGGAGCGGCUAAGGGCCCGCGCGGCUGGGAGCGAUUGCCGUAGGCCCACCCGCCGGCCCUCGUCUGUCGCAGACCAGGCGCUGGCGAGAGAGGUGCACGAUGCUAGGCGAGAACAACAUCACAAUAGAUUAUUGCAGACGGGCGACCAAUCGAGAGAUUACAACAGAGCGACAGCGAUAUCAGCUGCUCCGGCCGAUUCCUCAUCAGCGGAGACGCAGCGCUUGCUGUCACUUGCGGGUGUGAACAUGACCGAACAAAGGCUUCUCCAGCGAAGUUCUGACCCUUCGGACACGCACCGGAGUUUUCUAGUCGCGAACCUUGACGCAACCAGAAACCAUGAAAUGGAGUCAACGAGGCUACUUUCCAUGCGGAAUAUCGACGUCUCUCAGUCCAAUCAAAGGCUAGGUAGCAAACUGAGUGAAAACACAGUUCCGACUCACAGACUGCUCACUUCUACGUAUGAACAACAACAGAACAUCUUAAAACAAUCCAGUGAAGACUGCCGACGAUUAUUACAACAAUCCACAACGGUAGGGCCAGAAAUUAAUAAACCCAAUACUGACGGCACGAGAUUGUUAACCUCAUCUAGUUUUGAUUCAAAAUGUGCUAUCGAUGGAGGCAGGGCAGGAUCUGCGGCGGACCAUGUUGCGAUAGCAAACUUUUUACAAAACUCUGCUUCGGCAACUAACUUUAAUGUUGAGACAAUUAAGCUACCGAGUUCUACAACAUUUACAAUGUGUUCUGAAGCAGCCAAACUCAUGAAUACGUUGCAACAAUCGCCGCUACCUUUGAAAGGUGCGGUGAAUCUUAGCACUAGCCCAAUACCUUCUCAAUUUACAGAUACAAAACUGAGUAGUGUUUUAGAACAACCCAAGCCGCUCGAAUCUACUAGAUUAGUCUCGCAGGCUCAGCAACAAGAUCUUAGUCGAUUGCAAACAGGCACGCCUCCUUUCAAAGAUUAUAUCAAUCACCUUCCAAGUUAUUCGUAUCUACAAAAUACUGCCCUGCCGCCCGCUACUUCCGAAGCCAAUUAUUCCACAACGGCGACCUCUAAUGAUUUAUUUCCGAAUACGCUUUACAGACCCGAUAGUAAAUUUUCAUUAAAUAGGUAUACUACUAGUCAAACGUACGCUCCAGUGCUUCCUAAUAAUACGAAUGAACCGACCAAAUUUCAACAACAGUAUUCGUCAUCGACAGACGAAGGUUGUGAAACCGAUAUGGAGGACGUUGUAAACAUGCCUAGCGGAGUACAAAACAGGUUAAGUUCGUACGCUAGUUCCAGUUCAAGUAGUGGAGUAGUCACUUUUUUUAACAACAAAAGCCUCAGUCAGAACCUUAGUUGCGAUUCAUCACAGAGCAAUUUUUCGACCUUCGAAAGUAUUGAUUACCAGUUGUCAGAUUGCUCGAGCGAACUGGCUAGCAGUCUACCAAGUUGUACGACCAAUGAAGAUAAGUUAGCUUAUGAAACAACUUCUCUUGUUAACACCAGUCCGAUGCAUCCUUGUGUUUAUAUCUCCUCGUAUAAUAAUAAAACGACUGGCACUGGAUUUAUCGCACGACACAAUCCUAUUAAUUACCAGUCUGCCAAUAAAAACUGCCAGCGUUCGAUAACUCGUAGUCCAGUGGACUUUAGAGAAGGACGCCGUGCUAGCGACGGUCUCGUCGCACAACAAGCAGCACAAACAAGCGACACUCAGAAAAAUACUCUAGCUUUUAAUAGUCAAAGAUUAAACGAAAACUGUAAAGCGAAGGGAGUCUUAGAACUUCACCUUGUCCAAAAAGAAGCGCAACAGUUAAAAACCCAAUACCAGGCUUCACUACCAGCGGAAGAAAUGACGCAGAGACAAAUACAGCACAAUCAAUUUGCAGCUACAUUUACUCCACACUUUCUAGAUACAAAAAAUCCUACACCUAAGCGAAUAAGUCUACCGGAAAAUUUCAAUUACUCAAGCACUUCUCCUCCGAUGCCGGCGAGUCCCAAGAUGGUCGCUGCGCUACAGGAUACUUCUGAUCUAGCGCACGGAGCAUCUCUAUCCCAAGUUAGCAAACCUCCCUUGCAGCAACAGCUGAUGCAACACAGACUGUUUCAGCAAAAACGACAACUGCUUCAGAAACAAAUGACUCCGCCAAACAUACCCGCGCAUGAUAUGGGAGCUCUGCAUAGUCUUCAAGUGAGCCUAAGCAGGCGACAGAUGCUUAGACAGCAGAGUUAUAAAAUAGCACAACAACAACAAAUUCUGCCGCCAUUACCUCUAACGGAGUCUGAGAAUAGAGAUUUACUAGCUUUCCAGGCGAUAGUCGAAGAUCCGAAUCGGUUGAAAGGCAAAAACGAUGAGAGUCAAGAGGAUGCGAAAUUUGCGUAUCAAGGUUCAAUGGACAUUAGUAUACACAAGGAUAGGUUAGGGAACGAGAAUUGGUCCAACUUGCCGUCCAGCCUGCAAAGCGCCUGCCAAAUCUCCGAGUUGAAUCGGCGGGAAGGGAGGGAGGUGCGGGAGGGUGAGGCAGAGGGCGCGCACGCGGUGGAGGCACCAUUGUGGCCAGGCCAGUGGAACACCUCGCUUUUCCAGCCACAGGCCUGCUUCCAGGUAUUCCAACAGAUCAACUAGUAGAUCUCCACGUAGGAGUAGUCGUAGAUAUGGUAGUGGCAAUUGUUGCACGCGAUAUGUAGCCCGCUCCACGACACGUAGACUUUAUUCCUUAGCCUUAUACGAUGUGAGAAUAACUUCAGAUGCAGCAGACUUUUCACAAAAACUUAAACGAAGAUCGGCCGUAAUUGCAAAGUGCACUUUUAGACACAUCUUAUCCCGGUUUUAGAUUCAAGGUCACACCUUUAUAUAAGGCUUAACCAAGUACAUUGUUGCGUGGAACGGACUAAAGAGGUUGAGUGACAUUAUUUAUCGAAGUUUGAGCCGCUAUUAAAUGGAACAUUGGUCUCAUUGUACUCGUAUUCCUUAAUUGUAACUCAAAAGAUGCUUCAUGUUAUAAAACUGAAGGGCAUGAAAUAAAAUGUAGAAUGCAUGACAAUAACUAGUGCUUUAAAAUGAAAUAGCUCGUGGUAAAUCAUCGUUAUUAUAUGAAGUUAUUGGCGUUUAAAAUUAAUACAACAUUUUUGACGAUUAUUAAAAUAUUUUGAUCAAUAUUUUGAAUUGUAUCUGAUAAUAUUCAAUUUGUACUCAAUUUUAGCAAUUUAUCUACAACGUUCAUUCCGGUUUGUAAAUAUUAACGUACCUAUAUAGAACGCUCUUAUUUUAUUGAUUCCAAUAUUAAAAUUAACUUGCCAAAUAGGUACUGUAUUAUAAUCAAAUAAUUUGCUAAUUCGCGCCCAAAUCCUGGAGCUAAGUUAUUAAUCUUAAAGUAAAAAUUAACACAUUUUUUUUAAAUAUUGGCACUACUUUAAGGACGUAAUA